UCACCAUGUCCAAAGCACGCUGGACACUAUCCCGAAGUACUGGCGAUCGCUUCGCCUCCCGAGAAGCAGCUAUAGUUUCCAGAGCAGACGAAAUGAGAACCACAGACACUGUUCGUCCCUUCGAAAGUGUUAAUGAACGUCUGUGGGAUGCAGGCGACGCAGGCCUUGGAGCAGGACUUCGAGCACCUAAUCGACUACCGUUCGCCCUUCGACUAUCCAUACUGUCUGUAGACGGCCGUGCGUUUCCAUUAGCUCCUUUGGAGGAAGAUAGCAAACUCUCGCGCCGAGGAGGGGGUGUCAGAGGAUUUGGAAGAUGUGUGGGCUUCGCAGGGGGUGUGGGGGGUACGGAGUGUGCAGCGGCCUCUGUCUGGUCGCCAUUGGUAUGUACUUCCCGUUCCUCUGAAGGUGAAACAUAUGCAUGAACCAAAGGGCCAUCCGCAGGAGCAGCUGGUAUUGCAGUUUCAGAGGAGACCUCGUUCGAAUCUUGCUCGUGCGUUUUCGGUAGCGGUAAAUCCACAGACUCUAUUUCAGUGCCAUUGACUGCGCUGUCAUGUAUGGAGUGUAUAUGCAAAGCGGCUUCGUCUGUAACACCAGUGAAAGUACGUCCGUUCAGAGUUGGUGAAGUAGGUAAUGGAACAGAGGCGGCCUGUUCCAGGUCGACAGUGUUCAUGAUGGAUGCGGUGGCGACGAUGGCCGUCGCCUGGUUGUAGUGGUCGCAGUUGACCGUGACGAUGAGCAGUGUCCGGCAUAGUAAGUAAACGCUCGAUCAACGCUCAGCGCUAAAGCGCCAAUUUUGGAUUUUUCGUCUCAAUCUUCUUCAUCGACCCCCAUGGCCUCGAGUAUGGUUCCCUCUGAUGCCUCUGCGGCUGUCCUCAAGCCCUCGGAACCCAUGCCAGAAUAUGCGGUACAUGUGGAAGGCCCUAACUUUGACGACCCCAUUUCGCUACAGCAGUUGCUUGACAGUUACAAACGAAUUGGCUUCCAAGCGAGUAGCUUGGGUAAAGCAAUCGAUAUCGUGAAUAAGAUGAGAAGGUGGAGACUUUCGGACGAGCCUGUUGCAGAAGACGAGUCUGAGGAGUAUUUGUCUCCAGAAAUCAGAUCUCAAACCAAAUGCAACAUUUUUCUUGGAUAUACCUCUAAUCUCAUUAGUUCUGGGCUCCGCGAGGUUAUUCUUCAUUUGGUGAAGCAUAAGCAUGUCCGUGCUAUUGUCACUACUGCUGGAGGCAUCGAAGAAGAUUUCAUCAAAUGUUUGGGCAAGACAUACCUAGCCGAUUUCAAUCUGGACGGCGCCGACCUGCGAAAGCGUGGCAUGAAUCGUAUCGGGAACUUGAUUGUACCAAACGACAAUUACUGCAAAUUUGAAGACUGGCUUAUGCCCAUUCUCGACACUAUGCUUGCAGAGCAAAAGCAGUCUGGUCAGGUCUGGUCACCCAGUUCCUUCAUUCGUCGACUAGGGAAGGAAAUAAAUAACGAAGAAUCUGUGUACUACUGGGCUUACAAAAACGACAUUCCUGUGUUUUGUCCUGCUCUCACCGACGGGUCGCUUGGGGACAUGAUUUACUUCCAUUCCUUCAAGAAUCCAGGACUGGUAGUCGACAUCGUCCAAGAUAUUCGUGCGCUCAACGAACUAUCUCGACAAUCUAAGAAAGCCGGUAUGAUUAUCCUAGGCGGAGGUGUCUGUAAACAUCAAAUUGCCAAUGCGAUGCUCAUUCGCAACGGUGCCGAUUUCUCUGUUUACAUUAACACUGGCCAAGAAUUCGAUGGAUCCGAUUCUGGUGCUCGCCCAGAUGAAGCAGUAUCUUGGGGCAAGAUACGUGCGGGUUCUGAAUCCGUAAAGGUGUUUGCGGAUGCAACCCUUGUUUUCCCGUUGCUGGUUGCAGCUACAUUUGCCCAGGACAGACAACCUUGACCACCGCAGGGGUGGAACCAAUGCCAUUUCGUCAGGCGGCGGCUUCGUCACAUAUGUAUAAUGUUUAAAAAAAUAUAAUGUUUCAUAUACCAUGCAUCAAAACCAAAAGACUAUGUAAAGCUAAGCUACAGGAAAUUGUGUCAUAAUACACUCAUCUAUCUGUUCCAUAUCUCA
Molecule: messenger RNA, 2083 nt
Organism: Somion occarium
Lineage: Eukaryota; Fungi; Basidiomycota; Agaricomycetes; Polyporales; Cerrenaceae
Source: the annotation of a GenBank genome assembly